AUGGAUGGGGGCGACAAAGUGAUUUCGCUGUCACUCUCUACCUUGAGAACCCCCCCUACUUGUGCGCAACGUUAUCGUGCCUCCCUCGAUCCCACUAUCACGAAGGGAGAGUGGACAUAUUCUGAGGAUGAGAAACUCAGGGAAGCGGUUGCAGUCUAUGGUACUCAUUGGAGCAAAGAGGAUAGAAGGCUUCGACAAGCUGUGAUCGAGCGAGGAAUUAAGGACUGGAAUGUCGUUGCCGAUGUUGUUGGCACUCGUGGUGGCCAGCAGUGUCAACGCCGAUGGGGGAUUCUUGAGAAGUCGCCGAACAUUUCUGCGCCCGACAAUUCAAACGACAAAGCCCCUCGUGAUGGAAAUGGAGACAGUAAUGCCAAAGAUGAUGUGGGCCCCAACACUCCCGAUCCAGCUGCCGAUACGACCACGUCUGCAAAAACUCGCUCAACCAAGCGAGGAAAACGACAACGGAAGCCCCCGACUGCAUCAGAUUCCCAGUCUCCUCUUAGCUUGAGAACCAUCACUUUUCGUCGAGUGCCAUGCUCUACCUUGUUAACUUUUCCAUUAUGUCCGACAACGAUGCUCAGUCUUCCAACAUGA
Cantharellus anzutake is the source of this 594-nucleotide messenger RNA. RefSeq lists its product as uncharacterized. The transcript has 5 exons. The coding region runs from base 1 to 594 and encodes 197 amino acids. The record is from RefSeq and is a predicted model, not a curated record. Lineage: Eukaryota; Fungi; Basidiomycota; Agaricomycetes; Cantharellales; Hydnaceae.